CGCAGAGACUCAGUGGGUGCGAAUGUAACUCCUGUAACUCUGGUUAGCCACCCGGGGUUGACAAUACCGGACAAACAGAAAACACCAACUGAACUACAGGUUGCGAUGGCGUGAAAUAACCCCCAGGCAGAGUGAGAUACGGAUGUUCACUAUCUCUGUUUUCUUUUAAAAGGAGAGAAUCUCGUCCAGGCAACAGCAAAAGCCAACAAAGGUAUUGGGUAGAGAAGCGGCCAGAGAACUGUGCUCCUGGGCAGAAGGCUGUGUCUAAGUCACAACAGGGAAGCGGAGAGGUAAGACUCAGUCCUCACCAGGAGGAGCCUUGAUCCCGGGCCACUUGCCUGAAACUACCCUCCUCUGCUCUAAACUGGUUAAGAAGUGACGCUGAGCUCAGCCAAAUCUUGAGCCCACGGCGGUUCUGGGCGCGGACUGGGCUCAGCAUCCAGUUUCCAGGCGCAGCUUCAGCGGCUUCUUAGACUGCUCCAGCAUCCGCGCCCGCUUGGGUACCACACCCGGAGCGAGCAGCGGUGCCUCUCGGGUGGUUGGCCGGCAGAACAUGACCCAGAGGCACCUGCGCAUGCAGGUGGCUUCUGCAACCACCGCAGCCACCAUGAGUAAGGCGGCUGCCGGUGAUGAGCUCUCAGAAUUCUUCAGUCUCAUCCCAGGCUUGCUGGAGGUUGCCAACACGAGCAGCAACGCGUCGCUGCAGCUUCCGGACUUGUGGUGGGACCUGGGGUUGGAGUUGCCAGACGGUGCGGCGCCCGGGUAUCCCCCUGGAAGCGGCGGGGCAGAGAGCGCAGACACUGAGGCCCGGGUACGGAUCCUCAUCAGCGCGGUUUACUGGGUGGUUUGUGCUCUGGGACUGGCCGGCAACCUGCUGGUUCUCUACCUGAUGAAAAGCAAGCAAGGGUGGCGCAAAUCUUCCAUCAACCUCUUCGUCACUAACCUGGCGCUGACUGACUUUCAAUUCGUGCUCACUUUGCCCUUCUGGGCGGUGGAGAACGCCCUAGACUUCAAGUGGCCCUUCGGCAAGGCCAUGUGUAAGAUCGUGUCCAUGGUGACGUCCAUGAACAUGUACGCUAGCGUCUUCUUUCUCACCGCUAUGAGCGUGGCGCGCUACCACUCUGUGGCCUCGGCUUUGAAGAGCCAUCGGACCCGAGGGCAUGGCCGAGGCGACUGCUGCGGCCAGAGCUUAAGGAACAGCUGCUGUUUCUCAGCCAAGGUGUUGUGUGGGUUGAUCUGGGCUUCUGCCUGCUUAGCCUCGCUGCCCAAUGUCAUUUUCUCUACCACCAUCAGGGUGAUGGGCGAGGAGCUGUGCCUCAUGCACUUCCCGGACAAGCUUCUGGGCUGGGACAGGCAGUUCUGGCUGGGUUUGUACCACCUGCAGAAGGUGUUGCUGGGCUUCCUGCUGCCGCUGAGUAUCAUCAGUCUGUGUUACCUGUUGCUGGUGCGCUUCAUCUCCGACCGCCGCGUAGUGGGGACGACGGAUGGAGCUGGGGGAGCAGCAGCGGCUGGAGGAGGCCUGAGUGCAGCCAGCGCUCGGAGACGGUCCAAGGUCACCAAGUCGGUGACCAUCGUAGUCCUGUCCUUCUUCCUGUGUUGGCUGCCCAACCAGGCGCUCACCACCUGGAGCAUCCUCAUCAAGUUCAACGCGGUGCCCUUCAGCCAGGAGUACUUUCUGUGCCAGGCGUACGCGUUCCCAGUCAGCGUGUGUCUAGCCCACUCCAAUAGCUGCCUCAACCCGAUCCUCUACUGCUUAGUGCGCCGCGAGUUCCGAAAGGCGCUCAAAAACCUGCUGUGGCGCAUCGCGUCCCCUUCGCUCACCAGCAUGCGCCCCUUCACUGCCACCACCAAACCAGAGCCGGAAGAUCACGGGCUGCAGGCCCUGGCGCCGCUUAACGCCUCUGCAGAACCUGACCUGCUCUACUAUCCACCCGGUGUGGUGGUCUACAGUGGGGGGCGCUACGACCUGCUACCUAGCAGCUCAGCCUACUGAGACCUGCCGAGGCUCAAGAGGGCCUUUCAAGGAAGAGAAAAAGGGGAGAGCAGUUUAGGGGCUGGAGGAUCGAGAUAAGUAGGAAAGGCGUGCGCGGGGAAGAGCAAUCUGGGAAAAGCCAGAGGCCUGUCUGUCCAGAAAUCAGGUUAAAGGAGGAACGACUGCCAGCAGGUAGAGUCUGCAGCCUCGGCUCUUGCUCCCCACUCCCCACUCACUCCCUGUCCUUUACUCCAAGCUCCACUAGCCACCAUGCCCUCAGAACACUCUGGAACACCCAGAAGCUGGGAUUGGCACCGGGAAGCAGAGGGAUUGGGUUGCGUAGGAGUUGGGCUUAACCAAAUGAUGUCCAGACGGGAUCAUUUGGCCCAGAGACUUUUAUGGAGAACUUUAUGGGACCUCAAGCAAAAUCCCGCAGGGAAAGUGGCCCAUAAAGCCUGUCUUAAUGCGCUUUGAUCUGUGGGACUGGCCCAAGCAAAGAUCUAACUUGCUGUGACUGUCUGGAAAAGAAAAUGAGAACUAGAACUCUGGUAUCCUUUAUCAUCCUGGACAGGGCUAAGGUGCACAUGCUGAGCCUGAUCUCUCUGCUAAGCCUCUGAGAGCAUAGGAAUGUCUGUCUCUAGGAAUGUCACCGUGAGUCUCUAGGAAGUGACAUGGGGUGCAAGAAAGAUCACUAUGAUGCAGCCCCUAAAGGAAAGGGGGGACUAGGUAAGUGGGCGGGAAGUGUAAUGUCUCCAUGGCAAUCCUGGGUACCCAGAAUCUCUUGAGAACAGUAUGAGUACCUGGUGCUUUGGUAUGUUGCUACAGGUGAGGCAGCAAGCACCCUGAAAGCUCCCCUGUGAGUGGGGGUGAUCGAGCAGCCCACCUUACUCUUUGGGAAUGGACUGACUGAGAUGAGAAACUGGAGUAGCCGGUAAAGGGAUGGCUCAGUGAUGUUUGGGGCUUAGAAGAGCAGGAAGUGCUGU
Messenger RNA from Onychomys torridus (southern grasshopper mouse), 2955 nucleotides. It is a transcript of the gene Rxfp3, whose product is annotated as relaxin family peptide receptor 3. Lineage: Eukaryota; Metazoa; Chordata; Mammalia; Rodentia; Cricetidae. The record is from RefSeq and is a predicted model, not a curated record. Gene Ontology annotation, cellular component: membrane. Gene Ontology annotation, biological process: immune response; G protein-coupled receptor signaling pathway. Gene Ontology annotation, molecular function: G protein-coupled receptor activity.